AUGGCCCCAGCAGUUACCUUGGAUGAAGCGGCGCACACGCUGCCCUCCCGUGCGGGCAAGGCAGCCACCUAUCCGCAACCCCUGAAGCUCACGGGGGCCCUGGAUGAGUUUGCUUAUGAAGACGCGACCCCCGUGAUUGGCCGAGAGUAUCGCAAUGUCAAUAUUGUUGACGACUUACUCCAUGCUGGAAAUGCCGAUGAGCGGCUUCGCGAUCUUGCCAUCACUAUCUCCCAGAGGGGUGUCGUGUUCUUUCGUGCCCAGGGAAACCUCACCGACGAUCUGCAAAAGCGACUGGUCCAUCGACUCGGCCAGUUGACAGGCAAGCCAGAUGCCUCGACACUGCAUAUCCACCCCAUCCUGAACAGCACGUCCGAGUUCGGGGUAGGCGACAACCAGAUCAGCACCAUCAGCUCGCUACAGAGGAAGGCGCUCCUCAAAGCCGGAGGCCAGGUGGAUAAGAGGCGGAACGACGCUGCACUGUGGCACUCGGAUAUCCAGUUCGAACCCGUGCCGGCUGAUUACACUUCGCUUCGCCUCACCAAGCUUCCCACGACUGGAGGGGAUACGCUGUGGGCCUCGGGAUACGAUAUCCUCGACAGGUUCUCGAAGCCCUACCAAAGGUUCUUCGAGGGCUUGUCGGCCACCUUUGUGGGCCAAGGCUUCCUCGACGCCGCCGCCGCAAGGCCCGACAAGGUCCAGAUAUAUGAAGAGCCAAGGGGAAACCCAUCCAACGUGGGGAGAGAGCUGCAGGCGACUCAUCCCGUGGUGAGGACGAACCCAGUGACUGGCUGGAAGAGCCUCUUUGCGCUUGGCCCAUUUCCCAAGUAUAUCAACGGCCUGACGGCCCAGGAGUCGUCGGAGCUCCUGGGUACAUUCAAGCAAACCAUCACCGAGAACCACGACUUGCAGGUCCGUUUCAAGUGGAGGAACAAGAACGAUAUCGCUAUCUGGGAUAACCGAAGCGCAUUCCAUUCGGCAACGUUUGACUUUGAGGGUCUUGGGGAGCGAUUUGGAAACCGUGCUGUUGGUAUCGGAGAAGCACCAUUUCUCAACCCCAACAGCAAGUCCAAGGCCGAAUCGCUGAGCCACGCAGACGAGACUGUCCCUUGA
Molecule: messenger RNA, 1110 nt
Organism: Anthostomella pinea
Lineage: Eukaryota; Fungi; Ascomycota; Sordariomycetes; Xylariales; Xylariaceae
Source: the annotation of a GenBank genome assembly